Molecule: messenger RNA, 2805 nt
Organism: Oryzias latipes (Japanese medaka)
Lineage: Eukaryota; Metazoa; Chordata; Actinopteri; Beloniformes; Adrianichthyidae
Gene: pkma
Product: pyruvate kinase M1/2a
Biological process (GO): glycolytic process
Molecular function (GO): pyruvate kinase activity; magnesium ion binding; potassium ion binding
Source: RefSeq, a predicted model, not a curated record
AGGGAUAUGUCUCAGCAUCCUCGUAAAGUAGUCCCUCUCAACGAGGAACUAAAGGGAGAUCACCUUGAGCCGCUUGGUCUCACUCUGUCAGCAGCAGCGUUAGUCUUCGCAUCACGACAGUUACAUAAGGACUUCACUUGCUCCAAAAAACAUGCCUGGGUCAAAGUCUUCAGACAUGGGCUCUGCCUUCAUCCAGACCCAGCAACUCAAUGCUGCAAUGGCCGACAGCUUCUUGGAACAUAUGUGCCUGCUUGACAUUGACUCUGAACCCACCACUGCACGCAACACGGGGAUCAUCUGUACCAUUGGACCUGCCUCUCGCUCUGUGGAAAUGCUGAAAGAGAUGAUCAAGUCUGGAAUGAACAUAGCUCGUAUGAACUUUUCCCAUGGUUCACAUGAAUACCAUGCAGAGACCAUCAAGAAUGUGCGCGAAGCAUGUGAGAGCUUUGUACCUGGAAGUAUCCAGUACAGACCCAUUGGCAUUGCUCUGGACACCAAGGGCCCCGAGAUCAGGACUGGUCUCAUCAGAGGAAGCGGCACUGCUGAAGUGGAGCUGAAGAAGGGCAACACAAUCAAGAUUACAUUAGAUGAUGCUUACCAGGAGAAUUGCAGUGAAGAAAAUCUUUGGCUCGACUAUAAGAACAUCACCAAAGUGGUGGAAAUUGGCAGCAAAAUCUACAUCGAUGAUGGACUUAUUUCCCUCCAAGUCGUGGAAAUUGGCUCUGAUUUCAUCAUAUGUGAGAUUGAAAAUGGUGGCACCUUGGGCAGUAAGAAAGGAGUGAAUCUCCCUGGUGCUGCUGUGGACCUGCCGGCUGUGUCAGAAAAAGACAUCCAGGACCUGCAGUUUGGUGUUGAGCAGGGCGUCGACAUGGUCUUUGCCUCCUUCAUUCGUAAAGCUGCAGAUGUGCAUGCUGUCCGAAAGGUGCUGGGAGAAAGAGGCAAAAAUAUCAAGAUCAUUAGCAAGCUGGAGAACCAUGAGGGUGUACGGAGGUUUGAUGAGAUCAUGGAGGCUAGUGAUGGCAUCAUGGUUGCUCGUGGUGACCUGGGCAUUGAAAUCCCAACAGAAAAGGUUUUCCUAGCCCAGAAGAUGAUGAUCGGUCGCUGCAACAGAGCUGGCAAGCCGAUCACAUGUGCCACUCAGAUGUUGGAGAGCAUGAUCAAGAAGCCCAGGCCCACCCGUGCAGAGGGCAGUGACGUGGCAAACGCCGUCCUGGAUGGGGCUGACUGCAUUAUGCUGAGUGGGGAGACUGCUAAGGGAGACUAUCCUCUCGAGGCGGUGCGCACACAGCACAUGAUCGCUCGUGAAGCCGAGGCAGCCAUGUUCCACCGGCAGGUGUUUGAGGACCUGCGUCGUUCCACGCCGCACUGCAGCGACCCCGCUGAGGCCAUUGCAAUCGGUGCCGUCGAGGCUUCCUUUAAGAGCUUAGCGUCUGCGAUCAUUGUGCUCACAGGCUCUGGAAGGUCUGCCCAUCUGAUUUCCCGGUACAGACCCCGCGCACCCAUUCUUGCUGUGACCCGCAAUGCCCAGACGGCUCGCCAGGCCCACCUGUACCGCGGGAUCUUCCCCGUCCUCUACACCAAGCCUGCUCAUGACGUGUGGGCGGAGGACGUCGACAUGCGUGUCAACUUUGCCAUGGAAAUGGGCAAAGCCAGAGGCUUCUUCAAGGAGGGUGAUGUUGUCAUCGUCUUAACCGGCUGGCGUCCUGGCUCCGGUUACACCAACACCAUGCGUGUGAUUCUGGUGCCCUGAACAGAUAACCUGGCUACCCAGCUUUCUCCCUACACCUUCAUCUAUCUUUCAUAACCCUCCUCCUCCCUCCACACCUCACUCGUGCAUUCCUCCUUUCGGGCAGACAGACUCAGCUGAUGGACAUGAUGCAAAGAAAUGUUUAGACUAAGACCAUGGCCUCACUGGCCCAAGACUUGUUAGAGGGAGUGAAGCUGUAUCCCUUCACUAAUAAAUGUCAGACUUGUUUCCGGUGUGGCCUCAGAUAAAUACAUCCUCCAGAAGCUGCUGUACUCGUUUCCUCAUCGCUGAUUUCAAAGUAAAAGUGGAUGCAUUCCUCGUCUGCGUGCAUGAGCAUUUGAAGCUUUUGUUUGGGUGGUGGGAGGGUGGAGGCAGCCGACCACAACGGAUCACCUCCAGUACUGUGACCGUUGAUUGAAAACACUCCUUCCUACAAAAAGUUUAGAUAUCCUGAAAUGAAAGCGCUUAGCGAACCACUCCACCCAAUCAGAAGGUUCUGUUGUGCCGUCUGUGUGAAAUGUCCUUUGAUCCCAGCUUUGACUGGGUCACUGUAUCUGAUAGUGUUGCACUCCUGAUUAGACACUGUUACAUUCAUUAUUACUUGACUUUUGCUAAAGCUGAACUUUCGUUUCCAAACACCCAAUUCUACUUAUAUUUUGUCUAAUAGAAAAAGGCAGUUUUGGGUGGUUGGUCAAGAAUUUAACUUAAAACAAAGUUACUGUUGUCUUUUAAUAUACUUUCCAUGAAAUCUUUCCAUUUCUUUGCAUUUGGAUUGUGUCUGUUGGAUGGUGUGGUUGGUUGAUGGCUGCUGAUAUAAUCGAGCACAUUUCUUUAUUUUUUUUUCUCCCCCUGUUGACUGAGAAGACAAAACUGUCCUCACAAACCUAUUGAGUAGGAUGUUCUUUUGUUGGUGACCCUCUGCAGAUGUCCUCGUGAGUCUAACAUGCUUCUGAUUGUAUGACUAAAUGUAAAAACUAAUAUGUAAGAGCUUGUAUUUACUUGGUGUACUAACCUGUUCCAAAGACUGAAGUUCCAUCAAUAAAAGAGAUGAGCACCCA